Messenger RNA from Papaver somniferum (opium poppy), 1105 nucleotides. Its product is annotated as protein MIZU-KUSSEI 1-like. NCBI's taxonomy places the organism in Eukaryota, Viridiplantae, Streptophyta, Magnoliopsida, Ranunculales, Papaveraceae. The transcript has a single exon. The coding region runs from base 228 to 890 and encodes 220 amino acids. Gene Ontology annotation, biological process: hydrotropism. The record is from RefSeq and is a predicted model, not a curated record.
UCAAUCUUCUUGGCUAACUUCAUCGUAGCCCGAACCUUAUUGAUCCCUCUCUCUGCCUCUCUUGUAUGUAUAUCUAUAUAUAUCUAUCUAUCUAUAUAUAUAUAUAUAUAUAUGCAUACACACACACAAGUUAUCUUUUAACUCUGUGAUACAAUAUAUACCCUUUCUCUUCCUCUUUCUAUAUAUAUCCAUUCUGCGCAUUCUUGCCCAUCUAAAAUAAGCAAGCAAUGGAGAAUGCAGCAUUACAGUCUUUGCUCAGGCAGAAUUCAACACUCAAGAAACCUAAGACAAGUUCAUGCAAAACAUUCUUUAAAAUGUUCAAACUCUUCCCUCUUUUGAGUUCAGGUUGCAAGAUGGUAGCACUGUUAGGUCGUCCACGGAAGGCGUUACUUACCCACAACGCAACAACGGGGACUUUUUUCGGAUAUCGCAACGGAAGGGUAAUAUUAGCAAUACAAGAUGAUCCAAAAUGUUUCCCAAACUUUGUUAUAGAGUUACCAUUACUUACAAAUGCUUUACAUAAAGAAAUGGCAUCCGGGUUGGUUAGAAUUGCCCUUGAAAGCGAAACAAGAACUUCAAAGAGGAAAUUGCUUGAAGAAUAUGUUUGGGCUGUUUACUGUAAUGGUAAAAAAACUGGUUAUUCUAUCAGGAGGAAACAAACUUAUGAUGAUGAACUACAUGUUAUGCAACUUCUACGAGGAGUUUCUAUGGGAGCUGGAGUUCUUCCUGCUGGCCCAAAUGAGAAAGAAACACUGAUUGACGGGGAGCUAACCUACUUGAGGGCUCGGUUCGAGAGAGUGGUUGGAUCAAAGGAUUCAGAAGCUUUUUACAUGAUCAAUCCGGAUGGUACAAGCGGACCUGAUUUGUGCAUAUUUUUUGUCAGGCAGUGAUGAUAAAAAUUCAUUCUGUAAACCCCAUAUAUCCUUGAACUAGUAGCAUAUAUGUUAUAUAGUACUCCGUAUAAUAUAACUACACUCUCUUUCUUAUGUAAAUGAAUGAGCCACAGCAUGUUUUCUUUUCUUAAUCGGAUGAUAAGAAAAGCAGUUCUAACUAAGAGGAAUUUUAAUAGUAACUUUUAUACAUGGAUAAGAAUUGUUCUACAGCA